Messenger RNA from Brienomyrus brachyistius, 1174 nucleotides. Its product is annotated as probable pancreatic secretory proteinase inhibitor. Gene Ontology annotation, molecular function: protein binding; serine-type endopeptidase inhibitor activity. The transcript is spliced from 5 exons. The record is from RefSeq and is a predicted model, not a curated record. The coding region runs from base 666 to 905 and encodes 79 amino acids. NCBI's taxonomy places the organism in Eukaryota, Metazoa, Chordata, Actinopteri, Osteoglossiformes, Mormyridae.
CACACACGAUACUGACACUGAACAAGUAACCCUUUGCCAAAGACUUUGGUAGUGAUCAGAAAUCCCCAACUUCAACGCGACCCACAGCUAAUCUCACCUAAAUGCUAAAGAAAAGUAAACCAAAAGACAAACGCUCCACCGGCCUCGCUAACCGAAAUGUCAGGGACUCCGUCCCGGGCAGAAAGGCGCACAAGCCGUAAACCAAAGAAAACCGAGAACAAAAUAGCAAAUGAAACACAGCAAAGGUAUAAAAAAAAGAGCGAGGCGAGAAUCAAAAAUCGGAAAACAAUCCAACGUCAUAUACAAGCAAUACACAGGUUAGAAAAGCACGCAAUCAGGGAAUCGGUGACAGAGCUGUCGGGAUGCCGGACGGCGUCCGUUCCGAGUCUGGGGCCGGGAAGUGAGGAGCGGCGUGGACGGGAUCCUGGAGUCGGGGCGGGGGCGAAACCCGAGCCCUGCCCUGGGAAACCUACGGCACAUAGCUAAUGGGAGAAAUGUGUAAAUCAUGUUUGAAAUGCGCUGAACAAUCUGGAAAUUAGCACAGCAAGGCAGUCUCCAGGUUACGGACCAGAUCUGAUGUCUUAGUCUGUCUUUUAGUGUGCUUUGUAGUCUCUCCUGCCGGCUGUUACGGUUCCCACACCCGUCAGAAGUCACCGACAUCCAGCAUGGCCAACAAAUGGUUCCUGCUGUUCUUCUUUGCCAUCUGCACUGCAGAGUCAAUUGGGAAAACCAGCAGACCCAGGGAGCCUGCUUGUGGGAAAAUGGACCCAAUCGGCGCUUGUCCCAUGAACUUUCUCCCUGUGUGUGGCACUGAUGGGAACACCUACCCCAACGAGUGUGCCCUCUGUGUCCAGAGGCUGAUAACCAAAGAAAACAUCUUGAUUGUGAAAGACAACAGCUGUUGAAGGACGACACUGACUCACAUGAUCAGACUCUUGACAUUUGAUUGACAUGAUCCUCUAUCCCUCCUCAUUCUUUCUGCUAAUUACUUUUUUCUUUGGCAUAUUAUAACUGGGAUUACUAGUAGAAAAUCUGUGUAUCUUAGUUUUAUUAACCAGUGGUAAAGUUGAUCUUUUAUACAUCAUUCUUUUCAUUCUUGCUCACCAUUAACUUGAAUCAUUUACCUCAUAUUAAACACUGUGCUGUCAUAAUUAAUAAAUGCAUUCAAUAAAAA